Molecule: messenger RNA, 3192 nt
Organism: Coprinopsis cinerea okayama7#130
Lineage: Eukaryota; Fungi; Basidiomycota; Agaricomycetes; Agaricales; Psathyrellaceae
Product: ankyrin repeat domain-containing protein 50
Exons: 5
Coding region: 1-3192 (1063 amino acids)
Molecular function (GO): protein binding
Source: RefSeq, a predicted model, not a curated record
AUGGAGGCUGCGACGGGAGGCUCCUCGUCGCUAGCGCCCAUCUCUGGAGGGACAGUGCCAAACGUCGUCGUCGGCCAAGGUAAUACCAUUGUCGGUGGAACAAUAAUUGGGGGAGACCAUAACGUGCAUAUCAAUAACAUCUACCCCAAUGCCGCCCCUUCCAACUCGUCUGAAGCUCGUCGUGAGUCCUUGACUAUCCUCGUCAUUUCUACCCUCCUUACCGUCCGGACCUGCCUAGACGCUCUGAUAUCUGACAUUACCGCCUGGUUCAAUCUCAAGUCGAACUCGAGAACGAUCCACAACGAUGUGAGGAAGAAUCGGAUACCUGAGACCGGAGACUGGUUCAUCAAAAGCAAGGAGUAUCAAGAUUGGAAAGGCAGAAAGGGCGCUGUCCUUUGUGGUACUGGCAUGCAACAGACAAUCUGCGUCCUCUUCGUCUACAACCGCUACGACGACCUUCUUUCGCUCGGUGACAUUUUCAAGGGUUUCAUUCUGCAAAUCAUCCAGCGUCAUCAGCAUCUUGCAGACCUCGUCGAGCCUCUUUACCGACGUCACGAGCUCGAAAAGACCAACCCAACCGACGACGAUCUUCUCGAUUUGCUCAUCACACUGGAAAGUCACUUCGAUCGCAUUUACUACGUUGUUGACGGCGUCGACGAAGUCGAUCGCGAACGUCAGUUUGAUCUGAUCCAGGCGUUGAAGCGGCUGCAGGGGAAUGUCAUCUUUGCCUCUCGCCCCUUGGAGGACCUCAGGACAGAACUAGAAAAUGCCCGAUAUCUGUCGUUCCUGGCGCAGGAUGGAGACCUGCGGCUACUUAUCGAUGAAAGGCUGAAACGACACAAGGCGCUGUGCCGCAUUUUGGAGCGGAAUCACUACCGAGAGGAGGCCACUAGACAAAUAGCGGAGAAGGCAGCUGGAAUGGAUGUGCGCAGGUUCCUCCAUGCGGCUCUGCAGAUCGAAGCCCUCUGCACUUGUCGGUCGCUGGCUGCAGUUCAAGAAAGUCUCAACCAAUUUCCUGUAGGAUUGGAAGGGAUGUACGCUGCCAGUAUCUCCAGGAUCGAAAGCCAGGACCCGAAAGACGUCUGGAUUGCGAAACAGGCCCUACUUUGGGUUGUAUUCGCUCGCACACCGCUGUCGUUGCACGACCUGCGGGCAGCCCUCGGCGCUCACCCCGAAACGUUCAGCAUCCAAGAAUCGCGUAUGCCCGACGAAGAAUCGAUCAUCGACCUUUGCUGUGGUCUGCUCGAGGUUCACAGCGAAAGUGAUAUUGUUCGGCUCGUUCAUUUCACAGCUAAAGACGCACUCGAACCCCUCCUCCUCAGGGACUUUCCCCAGCCCCAUCUCUUCAUUAGUCAAGUCUUGGUUCAGCGGAUGGUCGACACCAAUUUAGUGUGUUGGGACAGCACUGAUGAGUAUGCCUUUGAUCAGUUCAAAAUGCGCCAUCCGCUUCUGGAUUACUCCUACGACCACUGGCACACCCAUAUUCUGGAGUGCGGAGAUUCACCCGAAGCGCUUGACUGUGCGAUGACAUUUCUACGGCAGUGUACCGCCUUUCCGGCCUCGGUCGAUCAUUACUGGUGGCACAUCGGCCUUUUGCAACCACUCCACGUCGCGGCUCGCUACGGUCUUACGUUCUACUUGGACAGCACCUUCGACAACGAUCGCGAUGCGUUUAACGCCCGGACAAGCCCACAAGCAACCCAGUCCGACGCUUCGACCCAGCACGCCCACGCUGCGCCAAUCAAUGCAACUACCGAAGAGGGUGACACCGCGCUGCUCAUCGCUUCGGUUUUUGGCCAUCUCGAUUUCGUGAAACGAAUUCUUCGAAUGCCGGACAUUGACAUCAACGUGAGGCGUGAACGCAAUGGCGAGACUGCACUGCAUUGUGCGUCAGGCUCUGGGUGCACCGAAAUGGUCAGGGCGCUCCUCCAGGUCCCUGGCAUCGAUGCCAACGCUGCAAACCAGCGCGGGGAAACUGCCCUGAUGCUGCCCUCGAAAUACGGCCACGACCUAGUGGUUAGCCAGCUCCUCCAGGUCCCCGGCAUCGAUGCCAACGCUGCAGACGAGGGCGGACGGACUGCACUCAUGUUCGCCUCAGAGCGAGGCCACGACGGAGUUGUGAGCCAGCUGGUCCAGGUCCCUGGGAUCGAUGCCAAUGCUGCAGACGGGGGCGGAAAGACUGCACUAAUGUUCGCCUCAGAGAAAGGCCACGACGGAGUGGUGAGCCAGCUCCUCCAGGUCCCCGGCAUCGAUGCCAACGCUGCAGACGAGGGCGGAUGGACUGCACUGAUGCUCGCCUCGCUGUCACGGCCGCCCUGCGACGGAGUGGUGCGGCAGCUCCUCCAGGUCCCCGGCAUCGAUGCCAACGCUGCAAACCAGCGCGGGGAAACUGCCCUGAUGCUGGCCUCGAAAUACGGCCACGACCUAGUGGUUAGCCAGCUGGUCCAGGUCCCUGGGAUCGAUGCCAACGCUGCAAACCAGCGCGGGGAAACUGCCCUGAUGCUGGUCUCGGAGGUGGGCUGCGAUAGAGUUGUGAGCCAGCUGGUCCAGGUCCCUGGGAUCGAUGCCAAUGCUGCAGACGGGGGCGGAAAGACUGCACUGAUGCUCGCCUCACGUAAUUGCUGCGCCGGGGUGGUGAGCCAGCUGGUCCAGGUCCCUGGCAUCGAUGCCAACGCUGCAGACGAGGGCGGACGGACUGCGCUGAUGCUUGCCUCACGGUGGGGCUACGAUGGAGUGGUGAGCCAGCUCCUCCAAGCUCCGAACGUGAAUAUCGACAGUGUGGACACGGAUGACUGGACAGUACUGAUGCAUGCCGCAUGUUACGGCCUCGACAGAGUGACAAGUCACCUCAUCUCCAUCCCCGGUGUCAAUGUCAAUGCUGCGAACACUUUCGGGUGGACGCCACUCAUGAUAGCCUCAUUCUGGGGCCACGAUCGAGUGGUCGACCAACUGCUCCUGGCUCGGGGAGUCAAUGUCGACGCCGUGAACAACGAAGGAUGGACCGCACUGAUGGCAGCCUCGUUUUACGGACACACGACAGUGGUAAAGAAGCUCCUCCAAGUCCGCGAAGCCAAUGUCAACAUCCACAACAUCCGCAAUUCGACCCCGCUCACACUAGCGUCGGAAAAGGGCCACGCGGACAUUGUCCAACUGUUGCUCGAACAUGGCGCCGACGUCACGAAGGCGUGGUAA